Botrytis byssoidea is the source of this 369-nucleotide messenger RNA. RefSeq lists its product as uncharacterized. Lineage: Eukaryota; Fungi; Ascomycota; Leotiomycetes; Helotiales; Sclerotiniaceae. The transcript has a single exon. The record is from RefSeq and is a predicted model, not a curated record. The coding region runs from base 1 to 369 and encodes 122 amino acids.
AUGCCGCUCAGAAAAUCAUCGGUCAUUGACAUCGCACCACCUUCUGAAUACAAAUCAUCUCAAAAAUCCCAUCAUUCACAAACUCCAAGUUACAGUUCAAAUUGUAGCACAUCCUCGAAUGUAUUCUCGAGAUCUUUGAGUUCCUCAAGCACUUCGGAUUCUUCGUUUGAUUCGAAAAGAUUGGAAAUAAUGAAAACACAAACGAUAGAAUGGUCAUAUGAACCCGCAUCACAUUCAGAUACGGAGAAAAGUCUACACAGCUCGAAUACGUAUCAUACAUGGGAAACGCAAGGCCCAAAAAAGGAUCAUGUCAGAAAUUCUGAAAUGGGGAAACUCUCAUCAAAGAAGCAAAGAUGGACUAAGGACUAG